Molecule: messenger RNA, 1776 nt
Organism: Ilex paraguariensis (yerba mate)
Lineage: Eukaryota; Viridiplantae; Streptophyta; Magnoliopsida; Aquifoliales; Aquifoliaceae
Source: the annotation of a GenBank genome assembly
CUCUGGCUUGCUCGCGACGGCGAGAAGAAGAAGAAGAAGAAGAAGAAGAAAGUGCCAAACAUGGUGUCGCAACACGGCGUCAGCCUCGCCGUCCAUCUCAUCACCUCUUACUUUGGUGAUCUCGUCGCUAAAGUUUGCGAGUGUCUUCUACGAAAAGGAACCCUACCGUUUGCACAGAUAAUGCGAUUCACAGAGCUUAGUAAAGGGAAUCUCGAGAAAGCUCUACUUGUACUAAUCCAACACAAUUGUGUACAAGCCUUCGCAGUCCAACGAGAAGGUGCAUUUGGAGAGGUGCCACGGGUUGUAACUCAGUACAUGGUUAUCUGUGAUAACAUACUUCAUCAUAUGAGAUUUCCUAAAUUUCUGGCAAUUGUGUCGGAGCAGCUUGGUAAAGAAUGUGAAGAGAUUUUUGAAGGGUUGCUUCAACAUGGAAGGCUUUCGAUGAAUCAACUUAUUGACAGGCAUAAGCAGACAUCUAUUCCAAGUGGAGGAAAUUUUGUUGUGGAUGCAUUACAAGAAAGCUUUAAGAGACUUGUGAAUGCCCGAUUUGUGGAACGUUGUCCAGCUCCUGAACCAUUCCUUGCCCCACCUUCUGAAGAUGAAACUCCUGCAAAGAAACGAGGAGCCAAGUCGGCCAAGAUCGCUGAUGAAUCACAGACUAUAGAGCAACGUGCUUUAGCAGUAGCCUCUCCUAUGGAAUCAAUAAGAUUUUUUGUUGAAACAAAUAUUGGUACCGAUGUUUCUGAACAAAAGAGUGAGGAAAAAUCUAUUCAAGUUGGGGAGAAGCGAAAGAAUGAUAGUAUGGAGUCGAAUAUGGAAGCUUUGGCUUCAAAUGGAAAGAAAGAAGUUCUUUGGCGCGUCAAUUUUGAAGAGUUUAUAAAGCACCUGAGGGAUAAGGCUUGCAUUGCCAAUGUGAGAGCACAAUUUGAUGGUGGAGCUGCCGUUGUUUUAAGUGCAAUUCUGGAGGCAACUAGAGGUGUUGAGACUAAAGUAAAAGCAGAAAAGUCAGUUCCCCUGUCCGUGAAUACUAUUUUUGAAGAGGUAAUGAAGAGUGAUGAAGGUCGUCGCACAAUCUCAACCUUAGAAAGUGUUCGAGCUUCCCUUGGUCAAUUGGGCUGUCAGCUUCCCAUAAUUGAGAUAGAUGAAACAUAUAGUAUUGAUCUAAAAAGAAUUAUUGAAAUAGCUCAGGAUGAUGAGGUGGAAUCCAUUGUGUUGAAAAGAUAUGGGAGGGAGGCUUAUAGGAUAUUCAGGUUACUGUCAGAGGCUGGUCGCCUACUUGAGACCGAUAAGAUUUCAGAUAAAACCUUUGUUGAAAAGAAAGAAACAGCCAAGAUUCUUUAUAGGCUUUGGAAAGAUGAUUACUUGCAUAUGGAGAAAGUUGUCACAUAUGGAGCUAAACAGUUGCAGUUUCUAUUGUGGAAAGUAAAUAAGCAAUCUCUUUGGAAGCAUGUUCUAGAUGAGAUGUACCACGCUGCCUUAAAUUUGAGGCUACGAAUCGCUUAUGAGCAGGAAAAGGAAAAAGAGAUUCUUCAGAUACCUAGAGAAAAGCUUGUGGGAGAACUGGGCAAACGGUACAAGCGAUUGAGAAAAAUAAGGAUUGUCCUAGAAUCUUCCUUGAUGAAGCUUGAUGAUGCUCUUAUGCUCUUCCAUGACUUCUAAAUGACUAACAAUUUUGCUGGUAAAUGCUGUAAAACUGUGUUUUUGGUUCUCCAAUAAGAUUAUGUUGUAAUAAACUAUUGUAAUUAUCCAAAUGCUAUAAUUAAAGAAGACAGUGGC